Pygocentrus nattereri (red-bellied piranha) is the source of this 562-nucleotide messenger RNA. RefSeq names its product ras association domain-containing protein 5-like. The record is from RefSeq and is a predicted model, not a curated record. Bases 86 to 550 code for a protein of 154 amino acids. NCBI's taxonomy places the organism in Eukaryota, Metazoa, Chordata, Actinopteri, Characiformes, Serrasalmidae. The transcript has 3 exons.
GAGAGAGACGAGCAGGUAGUUCAGACACCCUCCCCUCAGCUCUGCCUGCGCAGCUCAGCUCCACAGCCCACGUCUACCUGCCUCCAUGCCUGUCAGUAGGAAGUUCUCUCCUCCGCUCUACACGGAUCCAGUCCCCCCCUUAUCACUCCUUUUUCUAAACAAAGCCACCAACACAAUGGUGCUAGGAGGUUGUGACUGGGGUUCCCCAGACCUCAAACCUGGGAUGAGGCCCAAAGCAAAAGCUCAGAGGAGAGCUCGAUCUCCCAGGGCUCUGGAUCCAGGGGACAAAGAGAGAGGAGGAGGAGAGGAGGCGAGAGGGGCCGCCAACAGGGCCAGGAAGAAGGGCUUCAAGCCUCCAGACGUGAGGACCAUUUUUGAAGAAUGUGUUCAGGACCCCCGGGUUAUAGAGGAGAAAGGGGAAGGACACAUGUUUACUUUGGAGUGCAUGUCUUUGGAAUUGUGUGAUGUGUGCUGUAGAUUGAUCUUCCAGGAUGGUCUGGUGUGUACAGGACAGCGUCUGAUGGACUUCCAUCAGCUGGGCUGGAGCUAAGGAGAAAGCCAG